Messenger RNA from Homo sapiens (human), 7246 nucleotides. It is a transcript of the gene BCLAF3, whose product is annotated as BCLAF1 and THRAP3 family member 3. Lineage: Eukaryota; Metazoa; Chordata; Mammalia; Primates; Hominidae. The record is from RefSeq and is a predicted model, not a curated record. Bases 753 to 2801 code for a protein of 682 amino acids. Gene Ontology annotation, cellular component: nucleus; nuclear speck; spliceosomal complex. Gene Ontology annotation, molecular function: DNA binding. The transcript is spliced from 13 exons. Gene Ontology annotation, biological process: alternative mRNA splicing, via spliceosome; positive regulation of stem cell population maintenance.
GGAGGAUGCGGCGGUCCGACUCGGGUUCUGUUGGGACAGCUCCUCUGCGCCCCGUAGGUCCCUCGGUCAGCGCCUUCCCUUGGGCGCGGCGACCCGGCGCGGGUUUCCAGGGGACAGCUGCCCGGCGCCCCUGAGGUCCCUCGACAGGCACGGCGACCCGGGCACCUGCUGCCGCGACCCUGAUCCUCCGCCGUCGUCGGGCAGGUUGCGGUCCCCGCGGUUCCCUGCAUCUGUUAAGAGGGCGGGGGCCGGGAAGGCGGUGUCCGGGGACGGUGCCCUUGUCCUCGAGGCGGCCCUGGACGCGUCGCCUGCGGGGCCUGAACCGAGGACCCCCCCGUACCCCGCUUUGUCCUGGUGAGGCGCUCCUGCCGCGCAGCGGCAUCUUCCUCUGUUAACGUCGAGAAUGAGUAGUGAAGGCUGCUCAUUAUCCUGCAUUGUAAAGUAAAACUUGUCUUUUUAGAAGCGUCUCCUGAAAAUUGGCGCAUCUCCUGUGCUUCUCUGGGUUGUAUUGGGAAACUGGGCCAGUCGCUGUCAGGACUGUCCUGUUGGCUACAUUAUCCAGGCAGCAGAGGGCAUAAAAGCUGCUUUCCAAAUUUAGAUGGCAAUUUUAGAUGUGAUGCCUGAUGUCAACUAUUCUCAAGUAUGCUAAAGCCCAUUUCUGCUGACCAAGCACCUGAGCAAGUGACCGGGCAGCCUCCACAGGGUCAUCUUUCUGAAGUGUAAAAAGUGGAUAGUGGCUCACGUGUCAAAGGAUGGCACGGUCACGAUCUAGAUCCCCCAGGUGGAAACACAGGUCUUUAUCACCAGUACCUAGAAAUGCUGAACACUACAAGCAAAGACAUUCACACGGGCAUUAUGGCUGUGAAUAUAGGAAGGAUCCAAAAAGACCCGUCGCGUGGAGAAUGGACAGUGAGAAACAUGGACAGAGUAAACCAAGGAUUCCCUCUCGUGGAAAUAUAUAUUACCAGUCUUAUGAACAUAGAUCACCUUCCCCUAACAUAAGAAACUCUUUAGAAAAUGUUUAUAUGUAUAAGCCUCACAGAGGAUAUUCGCCUGGAAGAGGGGACAGUAACAGGAGAGCUCAGUAUAUGCCCAAAUACUCAGAGGGUAUACCCUACAAAGAGCAUGAAAGGAAUUCUUAUCCCCAGAAAGUGCAAGGAGGGCAUAGUCCUGAUGACCACAGAGUUAGAGGAAGUGGAAAAGGAGGGAAACCACCUCAGAGGUCAAUAGCAGAUUCUUUUAGAUUUGAAGGAAAGUGGCAUGAAGAUGAGUUGAGGCACCAGAGGAUACAAGAAGAAAAAUACUCCCAGUCAACUAGAAGAGGCUCUGAAGACUUUGAGACAAGGAGCUCAUUUCAGAAGAGGUAUCCUGAGGAUCGUGAUUUCAGAAAAUAUGGACACACAUCAAAAAGACCUAAAGACGUGGAGAGGUAUGAAAGCAGAGAGCCUGCCAGGAACCCAAAGUGGAAGCCUGAGCAUUCCCUCCCACCUUACCAAGAGGACACAGACCAGUGGAACCUUGGGCCCCAAACUUAUCGACAUGCUGAGAGGGAACACCCAGAGACCAGUUCAGCAACCAAAGUAUCCUAUGACUAUCGUCACAAACGUCCUAAGCUCUUGGAUGGGGACCAGGACUUUUCUGAUGGGAGAACUCAGAAGUACUGUAAGGAAGAAGAUAGAAAAUAUAGUUUUCAAAAAGGCCCUCUAAAUAGAGAGUUAGAUUGUUUUAAUACUGGAAGAGGGAGAGAGACUCAAGAUGGACAAGUCAAAGAACCUUUUAAACCGUCUAAGAAAGACAGCAUUGCCUGUACUUAUUCAAAUAAAAAUGAUGUUGAUUUGCGAUCUAGUAAUGACAAAUGGAAGGAAAAAAUAAAGAAAGAAGGGGAUUGUAGAAAAGAGAGCAAUUCUUCCAGUAACCAACUUGAUAAAAGUCAAAAACUUCCUGAUGUGAAACCCUCGCCUAUCAAUCUUAGGAAGAAAUCACUUACAGUUAAAGUAGAUGUGAAGAAAACAGUAGAUACAUUCAGGGUUGCUUCUAGCUAUUCCACAGAGAGACAGAUGUCACAUGAUUUGGUUGCUGUUGGCAGGAAAAGUGAGAACUUUCAUCCAGUGUUUGAACAUCUUGACUCAACUCAGAAUACUGAAAACAAACCUACAGGAGAAUUUGCUCAGGAAAUCAUAACAAUAAUCCAUCAAGUUAAAGCAAAUUAUUUUCCAUCACCUGGCAUUACUUUACAUGAGCGUUUCUCAACAAUGCAAGAUAUACACAAGGCAGAUGUAAAUGAAAUUCCAUUGAAUUCAGAUCCAGAAAUACACAGGAGAAUAGAUAUGUCUUUGGCCGAGCUUCAGAGUAAACAAGCUGUGAUCUAUGAAUCGGAACAGACUCUGAUCAAAAUAAUAGAUCCAAAUGACCUACGACAUGACAUUGAAAGAAGGCGAAAAGAACGGUUACAGAAUGAAGAUGAGCACAUUUUUCACAUAGCUAGUGCUGCAGAGAGGGAUGAUCAGAAUUCCAGUUUUUCAAAGAAUUAUACUACGCAGAGAAAAGACAUAAUUACUCACAAACCAUUUGAGGUUGAGGGAAACCACCGAAACACAAGAGUAAGACCUUUUAAGAGCAACUUUAGAGGUGGCAGAUGCCAGCCCAAUUAUAAAUCAGGCCUGGUACAGAAGAGCUUGUACAUUCAGGCUAAGUAUCAGCGUUUACGGUUCACUGGCCCAAGGGGAUUUAUCACUCAUAAGUUCAGAGAAAGAUUAAUGAGAAAAAAGAAGGAAUAUACAGAUGUUGCCACAGGAAUCUAAUCUGAAAUCGUACAAAUGGAAAUGACGCUACAGGAGGAUGUUUGGGAGCAUCUCUCUCUUUUUGUCAGGAGUUAGAAGUGACACUAAGGCACUAAUACUGUAACUUCUUGAUAAAAUAACUUUAUUUUUUAGUAGUGGAAUGCUGCAACUUUUUUACACCUAACAAUUGCUUUUAAAUUACAGUAUUCAAUUUAAAAGUUGUAUUAACUACAGUUUCCUUUGCAAAAAGUCUCAAAAGAAUCACUUGAAGGGCAUUAUUUGUUGAUGCAUUUUUCUCUGAGCAUGGUUUCAUAGAGAGAACUUCACCAAGUAAUAUUCAGACGUUUAUAUGUUGAAAGUUUUGCUUACAUAAUAAAAACAAAAACAAGUGUCUGAAUUGUAUAGUGUCUUUACAUGAAAGAACUUUAAACAGUGGCCUUAUGGUAGAAAAUUUUAUACCAGAUUUUUCUUUUUCUGAUGACAUUUUGGCUUAUAACUCGAAGUUUUCUUAAGUUUCUGAAGAUCAAGGCCUAUAUAAUUCAUACAUUUCAUAUUAUAAGAAGGCAAGAGACAAGGUGCUUCAAAUAUUCCAUCAGGUAGUUGUGAGUGCACUGAAUUUUUAGUAAUAUGUUCAUUCAGUUUUUUUCCACAACUAUUUGCUCUUUUCCAAUUUCAAAAUGCUAUUGUGGAAAAUAUGUAAAGAUUUUGUAAUCUAUAGUCCAUCUUAUUUUUCCCUCAGGGCAAGCUUGUGCAUAUCAUAUUUUUAAAGGCUUUUUAAAAAUCUGACAAACAAAAUCUCAUAUUUGAAAAUUGUACUUUACUACUACAGCAUUACACAUUUUGCAAGCACAUCUUAUAGAGUGUUUACUUUUAGUUCAGUUGAUAUGUAUUGCAUACCUACUAUGUGUAAGAGCAAAUGGAUGGGAUUUUUAAAUGAAAUUUUUAGGCCCCAAUACCUUAUUUCUUUAUGUUUUCUGUGUUCUGCUUAACAGUACAUAUACAUUCCCAAUUACAUUUUUGUGAAAUGUUUAUUUGUAAUAAAAUAAAAUGUUGUUGCUCUUUCUGCUUAAAUAAGUUACUUGCCAGUUUGUGAGAGCAUUAUUUUAAUUUUGUUUGAGACUUAUAGCCUUGGAUAGCACCUCUGUUUAAACAGUGUUUAAAGCACUGUUCUGUGCUUACAAAGACAGAGCUUUCAAAAUUAAAAUGUGAAGGUUGAUAAGAACUUGGUUUUUCAUGACUGGAUGUGAAAAAUCUUAGUACAUUCAGUUUUCUUGUCCAUAUCUUUAAAAGAGAGGGCAGCCUUUUCCUUAAGUGAGUUCAUGAUAAGGGGGGCAAGUGCACUUGAUUCAUUGCUAAGCAGGUAAUAAAUUUGGGUAGAUGGCCUGUCUUGUACUGUGUACAAUCUCUAUAGGUCAGGUUUUCCAAACAUAUUUAGCAUUCCACUUAUGGUAAGAAAGAAAUGCAUGCACACAGGUAGUAUGGCAACUUUAUAUUGUGUUAGGUACUUAUAAAAUCUGUCUUAAAUUUUAAAAUAAUUGAUUUCAUUUACUCCCAUAUUCUAGGGGACAGUAAUGAGCUUUGAAUAUUUAAUCAUUUGAUUGACAACUAUGUAUUGCACAGAUACUGUACUAAAAUUACAGCAAUGAACAAGAAGACAAGACACAUGGACCCUGCCUUUAUGGUACGAAGAGUCUAAUAGGAAAAAUGGACAUUAAACAGAAAUAUAACUUGGUAAAUCGCCUUUAUAGCUCGCUUUUUAUUUAUUGUAACACAUAAAGGUAAGAUGGCUGAUUUACUAUUAUUCAUUCCACAACUGAUUCCCUAUUUGGAUAUUCUUUUGGCACUGUCUCAAUAUGCAAAGCGUGUUAUCUGCAAAAUACCUGUGCAGAAAACAUUGUGUGUAUAAGAUCUAAAGCCUAAAAGGAAAAACCAACUUUAUAAUUUAGAGUAUAAAAUAAGGACAGGGACCGUGUCUGUCUUGUCCACCAUAGUAUCCCCAGCACCCAGCUUCCUAUUUGACGUGUGGUAAGAGUUCAUUAAAUAUUAGUUGAAUAAUGAAUGAAUAAAUAGGGAAUAAUAGAAUAUGUUUAUUAGGAACUACAUGUGUAAUUUUCAUAUGGAGAUUGAACAAAAGGUUAUCCAUAGCAUUUUUUAUUGACUGGAAAGAAUUUGACUUCUUGAAUGCAUAAGACUUGAGAAGAGAAGUUUUUUUUUUUUUUCUUUUUUUUGAUAAGUCCCCUACCAUUGCCUCCUCACCUUCCUCCACUACGUGCUAGGCCCUUCGCUGGUACUGGGAAGACAAAGAUAAUAAGACACAGUCCCUGCUGUGAGGAAGCUCAUGCACUGCUGAAGAAGAGAUUCACAAAAACAAAGAAUCACAAUGUAGAGUAAGUACUUUAGUGGACAUAUAUACAAAAGGUUGAGAGGAAAGUUGACAUUUCUGAUUCAGCAUCCCCUCGUCAUGUUUCUUUCCUAUUGGUUUCACCAACCUCAGAAGGCACUAUUCUGUUGGUGGUUUUACUGGUUUUAAAAAUUGAUGCAUUGGGGGAAACUGGGUAAAUUGUACGCGGGAUCUCUCUGUAUUAUUUCUUUUAUAGCUGCAUGUGAAUCUAGAGUUACUUCAACAUAAAUUUCAAUUUGAAGAAUUGCCCAUAGUCUUAUCACAGAGAACACUAUUAUAAAUAUUUUAGAUGAUACAUUUUCAUUUUUUUCUAUUGGAAAAAAACUCGCUACAUUUAUGUGUAACAAUUUAUGUAGAUGUAUACUAUGUACCACAUUUUACCUAAUAAAUCCUACAUUUUUGAAUAGUUUUUUUUUUAAAAAAAAGACGGGGAUACUUCCAGGCAGAAGCAAGAAAAGUAAAGCUGGAUGAGAAACUCUUAUUGUCUUUAUUACCCAGCAAAUUCAGUAACCACCAGGCACAAAUUCACCAGGAACAACCAAGCAAGGAAGGAAGAAGAAGCUGAUGCAACAAGGUGUGGUAUGACUUCAUCCCUCGCCCAUCCCCAGAAGUAGCACUGAGUAAAACAAUGGAGAUGACAAAAAUAUUGGUAACAGUGGGCCCCAGUAUGGACAAAGGCACUGACGAGGUGACCAGGCCACGUGGAGGAGAGUCAAGGAAAACUCUUGGGACAACGAAGUCUUUGCUUCCAUCUCAGGACCUCAGCAGAAGGGGUAAGAUUCACCAGGACUAGGCAUUUCCCAGGUCUCAGAGCAGCCUGGGAAAGCCAAAUCCUGCAGAAGUCAGAGACACCUUUGACUGUGUCUAGUGAGUUCUGGUUCUGGACAUUUAAUGGGAACCUAGAAGAGAGGGGAUACCAGGUUCCCCAACAAAGUUCCGUCAAAUAGGAUGAUUAUGAGCUCUGAGUCCAUUAAAAUACAGAAUGAACAUUUAAGAACUGAGGAAUCAUAGAUGUAGAAUAGUAUGUAAAUGUUAUAAAUCUUGACAAAGAAAAAUUAAUGUACAUUGACAAAUUCAGACAUGGAGGAGGUAAAGUGGGAUAAAGACUUAAGAACUAACCGUCUCAUCAUUCAUGGCCAGGUGUCAUGUCACGUCAUGUCUUAAAAUUAUAAUAUGGGGAAAAACGCUAGUGACCAACCUUAAGUUUUUCCACAAUCUUUUUUUUCCUUGACCUUAAUACAGUGGUUCUCAAAGUGUGGUCCCAGACCAGCAACAUCAGCAUCACCUGAGAACUUGUUAAAAAUGCAGAUUCUUGGCCCCACCCCAGACCUCCUGAAUCAGAAACCCUGGGGGUGGGGCCAAGCAAUCUGUGAUUUAACAAGUCCUCCAGGGGAUUCUGGCACAUACUUGAGUUUGAGAAUAACUGGCUUAUUUAUCCCUUUUAGGAACCAAUGAAGAAACAUUUAUCUGAAGUUCAGCAGCCCCUUCAAUUUAAUGCCUAAUUUUUUUUCUAUUGCAUUCAAAUAAAGUUAAAUCUAAAACUUGUUUGCUGGCCGGGCACAGUGAGUCACGCCUGUAAUCCCAGCACUUUGGGAGGCCGAGGCGAGUGGAUCACUUGAGGUCAGGAGUUUGAGACCAGCCUGGCCAAUAUGGUGAAACCCCAUCUCUAAUAAAAAUACAUAAAUUAGCCGGGCGCAGUAGCAUGCACCUGUAAUCCCAGCUACCUGGGAGGCUGAGGCAGGAGAAUUGCUUAAACCCGGGAGGCGAAGGUUGCAGUGAACCGAGGCCACGCCAUUGCACUCCAGCCUGGGCGACAGAGCGAGACUCCAUGUCAAAAAAGAAAAUAAAUAAAUAAAACUUGUUAGAAUAAAAAGUUUAGGGAUUCCCCCCGUCAAUCCUGUCUGUACAUAUGAGUGAAUUGAGAGGUCUGGAAACAUACCCACCCACUGUUAACACUGUUGAUUUUUUUAAAUGGUGGGAUUAUGAGUGACUGUACUCUUCUGUAUCUAUCAAAUAUAAUGAAUGUUGUAUCAUUUUUAUAAAAUAAAGUCUUUCUUUUUUAAAA